UGCUGACGUGAUCACGUCGCUCCUCGCGUGGCCCUGUGCGGGGAGGACCGACCGGCUUCAUUUGUGUCUGGCAGAAGGAGCCGACAGCUGUGGAAGGCACCGACUGCCUUGACGGUCCUGGUUCACAAAUAAAGACCGAAAACAGCAACGUUGAUAGGACGGGAGAUGGAUAACAGUAAACGGACUGUGGUCGUUACAGGUUUUGGACCAUUUGGAGAGCACACGGUCAAUGCCAGCUGGGUUGCAGUACAGGAACUGAAGAAGCUCGGACUGGGCAGUGAAGUGGACUUGCAUGUGUCUGAGGUCCCUGUAGAGUAUCAGACGGUCCAGAGUUUAGUCCCUUCAUUAUGGAAGCAGUAUCGUCCACUGUUGGUAGUUCAUGUUGGAGUCUCGGGUAUGGCCACCACUGUCACGCUGGAAAAAUGUGGCAGAAAUCAUGGCUACAAGGGCCUGGACAACAGUAGCUUCUGUCCUGAUUCACAGUGUUGCAUAGUGGGAGGCCCAGACUGCAUUGACUCAGUUAUUGACAUGGAAUCAGUCUGCAAGAGAGUGACUGCCUCAGGACUAGGAGUAGCUGUGUCCGUCUCCAGAGAUGCCGGAAGGUACCUCUGUGAUUUCACUUACUACACGUCUCUGUACCUGAGCCAUGGUCGCUCUGCCUUCGUUCAUGUGCCUCCUCUUGGAAAGCCUUACAGCGGGGAAGACCUGGGCCGUGCGCUGCAAGCCAUCAUCCGGGAGAUGCUGGAGCUUCUGGACCAGGCUGAGGAGAAGAUCCACUGCCAGCAGCACUUCCACUAAGUGACCUCCAGAUGCCUACCAGCCUCUCCAGCCUUCACCACACAACAGAAAUUGCACUUAACCACAAGUAGCCAAACUUCUUUUCUCGUUUUUUAUUGUUGUCUUCACUUGAAGAAGAUGAAACUUCAAUGUAUAGCAUCUUUUUGGUGUUUGUUUCUCUAUGUCUUAAGUUUUCGUUUUGUUAGCCCUGUUUCGGUUAUGUUUAAAUAUCUCCUGAUGGUGAGAAGAUAAAAUUUGUGUUUCCAGAAAACCGGUAGUCACCCUGUCAAGUAGGCUUUUGUCCCACUUCCAAGUAACAUGUAAUAUUCUGAUUUGGGAGUUUAUAAUAUGUGAAAAACUAAAGGCUCACUAAGAAAACACAGAAGCAAAGUGCAGCUCAUAUUUGUUUAUAUGCAGAGGGUCUGUAAUGUGGCAGAUAUUACAACCUAUAACUCCAAAUGUGACUCCUAUUAUUGCACCUUAUAGAGUUAGGGUUAUUGAAAUGGUUAUAGAAGUCACAUUUUGGAAAACUGUGAAUAUACUCUGCAGUAUUAAACUAUAAUAAUCCUCAAUCAUCCUUUAAAUUCCUUUCAGUUGAAAUAUGAUUUAAUAGAUUGGUGUUUGCCCCUCAGUGUCUAUAAAUGACUAAUGUACAUGAUACAUUAUUGUUUAAGUAGAGAGGUUUGGCAGAAAACCAUUUUCUCAUUUCUGUUUCCUUUAACUAUGUUCUAGCUGUGCUCUUUCACACCAUAUGUUGUAUUGUUUCUCCUUUUUCUUUAUAAGAAGUUGUAAAUUUGCCUUCUUUUACAAAGGUUAUUUAAAUCAGGGAACGGGUUGGUUCCAGCUCAUAUUCCCCCCCAGUUUGUUGGCCCAAUUCUGACAGAAAACCCCCCAAAAACCACCCCACUGAGAUCUGGCCCCAGGCUGUGCAAUGUUAUAUUACAGAUCUCAAGUUCAGUGAUUAAGUUUUAGGUUUGUCAGAAUUUUAUUGUGGCUGCACAGUUAUUUGAGAAAAUAUUGAGCCUUGCAAGUAUAUUCCUAGUUUAGUGUCCUGUUCUAAAUCUAAAUUGUAUAUCCAGUAAUAUUCAUUUUGAAGGAACUGAACAAAUAGAAGAUCAUUUUUCUCUUGCUCGUUAGUUAUUCACUGGAUUGUGAAAAGAAACUGACAUCACUGUUCUGGAUUUCUGGGUAGUGAAAUCCUUGUACAAAGUUUGUCAAUACGCUGAUCGAUGCGUAGCUUCACAAAAGGGCACAACUUUCCUUUUAUAGUAAAACUGUGAAAAAUUGCAAUUUGGUGCAGCAUUUAGGACCAAGUUACAGGAGCCCAAGUUCUUCUUUUUUCUGCAAUUGUGCAGCCUUGACUUUUAUUCCUUGAUUAAAGCUUUCUGUUUUUCCCUUCAUUGAAUCAGAUAUAGCUGCUUAUUUUAUCUGAGGAUUUGAUUUGAUGAAGUUGGACUCUCAUUUGAGUCAGAGUUGGGCCUGGACUUUAUUUUCUGUAGCACUUUCUUUCUUUUUCUACUUAACCUGGACUAUGGACAGCCGUUUUGGUUAUGUGAAUGCUCGUCUCUUUUUUUUUGUUUGUUUCCAGUCACUUUAACCUGAAAUUUGUAGCUUUCCAGACAUACACAUGCCCAUGUUUUACCCUUCCCCCCCAUUGAUUCUAGUUAUGUAUGUGAGGUAUGCAUGACAGGUCAGUUGUGCUUUAUUUUUCUGAGCUUUUGUGUGUUCUGACCUGUGUCUGUGAUGGUGCCACUCCCACACAUAAAUGUUCUGUUUAUGGCUUUUUUUCCCCUUUUUACAGCCAACAUGGAUUACAUUUAAUCCAUUUUUAGAUAUUUGAUUAUUGAAUGGUUUGUAUUCUGCUACAGCAUCCUGUGUAUCCACAGAAAAUCUAUGUGUCUGAGUUUAGCCAGUUGGUGCAGUAGAGUUAGAGUAAGUCAUUAUUUUUAGUAGUGUGUAUCAAUUAAUUACUGUUCAGUACCACAAAGUAGCAUCCUGGAGCACUGAUCUGAACAGAAAACUUCCUCUCAGACCUACGUUUUAUCUUGGCAUUUGUCAUUGAUGUUACAUCUUGGUCAUGCAGUUGUAAAAUCUUUUAUAAAAUUGUUGAAAUGUUGGGUAGGUUUUAGUUCUGAGUUUUUAGGUGCUGAUAUUUUACUGUGUGGCUUUUGUGAGUGCUGAGAAGUGAAAGGGUUGUGGAGGAGCCUGCCCCUAAGAGCCUCAAGUUUACAUAUGAGGUGACCUCUGACCCUGACUCUCUCCUGUGCCUUGCUGUUGUUUAUAAAAAGGCCUUAAACAUUCUCCACAGGUCAGUUCAGAGAUAUAUUACUGAUGCUGUCUGGUCAAAUAUGUGGCUACCUCAGAAAUACUUUUUUUUUUUUUUUUUUUUUUAAAUCUCACUGUGUGCUCUGUUGUACAAUAACAUUAUGGCUCUGUGAUUUACUGUGAGUUCUCUGUUUAGGGAGAAUCCUUUCACAGGUGUCUUCUGCUUCUGACAUUAACAACACACUGUUAAAAUAAGUAAGGAAUACUGGCUUUGUAAAAGGGAAGGCUUUGAAAUAAAGACAAAGGAUUACAA
Acanthopagrus latus (yellowfin seabream) is the source of this 3355-nucleotide messenger RNA. RefSeq names its product pyroglutamyl-peptidase 1-like. Gene Ontology annotation, molecular function: pyroglutamyl-peptidase activity. Gene Ontology annotation, biological process: proteolysis. The record is from RefSeq and is a predicted model, not a curated record. Lineage: Eukaryota; Metazoa; Chordata; Actinopteri; Spariformes; Sparidae. The transcript has 5 exons. The coding region runs from base 166 to 798 and encodes 210 amino acids. Gene Ontology annotation, cellular component: cytosol.